UUUUAAAAAGUAAAUCAUUUCAAGUAGAUUAGGUCCAAAAAUUUACUCCAAGGGUUUUCUGGUGGAUCGUAAUGACAGGAAAUUACUGCAAUUUACGAUAAUUGCCGUAAUUUACCGCAACAUUCGGCAUUGGGUCGGCAAAUUUUCCACAUUUUAUGGAAAUUAGCAGCAAUGUGCGGUAACUUACGGCGCACGUUUUCGGUAAAUAAUAAUAGGCCUUAGAGUCUAUUGUCUGAGAAAAUUUUCAAGCCUAUUUUUUUAUUUACCUAAUGGUGCAAGAUAUAAAAAACUUUUUGUAAAUUAAAUUUUAUGAAAAAAAUGAUCAUUUUCCCGGGUAGCGCCACUUUUCUACAUGGGUUUUUUUUUUAGUUUAGCUCCGUUUUUUAACAAACUGGUAGACAAUGGUCCUAGUAGCCUACAAUUUAGUGGCAACAAUCAUAUAUUUUUUAUAAGAAUUUUAAUUUCCUAAAAAAUACCAGUACUUUUACUUCAUACUUUAGUUUUAUGGCUCAAAAUACGAAUGGCACUUUUUAAUUUUAAGAAGAUCGUUUUCGGUUUGCGAAUCGUUCUAAAUAAUUCCGUUUAGUUUUUUUUUUCUCCAAACUUUAUGUAGCGUCAUAAUAUCAACCUACAAGGAAUAAGCAAUCGAUUUCUUGCUAAAUAUGGCUAAAAAGCAGCGAUUACGCCUGCGUGAGAGUUUAUUUUUACCUACAUUUCACCAUUUGUCUUCAGUCAUUUAUUAGAGUUCCAAGUGUUUAGUUUCCUAUUUAAUAAAAAGUACAAUAGUAAAGUUCAAGACUAAUUAUUUUAUAUAAUUUUUAAUUUUAAGAACAAGAAUCACAAAGAUUAAGUAUAUAACUUACGUCAUAUUAUUAGAAAAAAAAAAAGCAAAUUAUAAAUCUUAAAGCUAAAAAAGCCCAUAAGCUCCAAUGUAUAACGGUCGCCGUUACGAGGCGAGAACGAAAGUAUGUCGUUACCCCGGGAGUGGAGCUUCCUUCAACAGGAAGCGAGGUCCUCAGUGGAUGUACGAAAUCCUCAAAUGGGAUCACAGGAGUAUAAUAUCAGUGGCAGUACAUCGGCGGUGGUCAACAACGAAAAUUUGAAUCAAAAUUUACUGGGAUCAUUGCUUUCAAUUCAUUCAGCGCCAGUCUAUGAUUUAAAUGCCCAUAAAGAUUCGCCAACCCGGCCGUCUGCGUCAUUGAUCCAAGCGACAGCUAUUUCCACACCAGUCGUUCCGCCACAUUCAAGUCCAGACGCUGAUGAGGAAGACAAUGAUAAUCUGCUGACCAUUUCCAGUCUUACGGCGCGACCUCUAAUUGCCAAAUCUCGGGAAAUUCGAUCCUCGAAAAAAUCUGCCAUUAGAAAGAAAUCCAAAGAACACAAGAGACCCAACAAUGCCACGCUGGUGCCAUUAGAUGGUGGCUAUGGUUGGGUCGUUGUCGGAGGAGCUUUCUUUGUACAAUUUUGGGUCGCUGGACUGGUUAAAUCUUACGGUGUUUUGUAUGUCGAGGUCAUGGAAACCUUUCAAGACUCAACGGCUGCUGUCGCUUCUUGGAUUCCCGCUAUUCUUUCUUGCCUUUGUCUUGCUCUAGCUCCAGUAACGAGUGUACUAUGCCAAAAAUACAGUUGUCGUUUAGUAGUCUUCAUAGGCGGUUUAUUUUGCGCCCUUGGAUUAAUAAUAACAUACUUUGCAACAAGUUUAAUUCAUCUAUUUUUUACAUUUGGAGUGUUGACCGGCAUUGGAGGUGGUCUGUCUACAACUCCUGGUAUCAUAAUAGUAUCGCAAUAUUUUGACAAACACCGUGCGUUGGCUAACGGCGUUUGCGUUUCCGGGACAGCUGCUGGAAGCUUCGUAUUUCCAUUAUUGAUUGAAACGCUGGUGGCUAAUUUUGGAUUUCAUGGGACUAUUUUAUUGUUAGGUGGUUGUAUGCUUCAUGUUUGUGUAUCGGCGACUCUUUAUCGGCCAUUGGAAGACAACCCGGCUGCGAUAUUGCCGUCGAAGAGUCUCGAAAUUAAAGAAGAAAUAAUCGCUUCGUCGAUACCAAAGCAACAAAAACUCGAGCUUAUUUUUGCAAAUGAAAAGAUUGAAAAAAAUAUAUUGAAUGAUUUAUUUCAUCAAAACGUAACGUCAGUUGAGUUGACUGACAGUGAAGAAGAAAAAGAUAUUAUGGGCGAAGGUUUGAAAAUGAAACCAAUAUCGAAAAUACGAAGCUCAAGUAUUUUACACAGCGUUGAAGAUUUGUCAACUGAUUCAACGUGUGUUUACAAAGCCCGCGUAUCAUUGAAAUCUUUGAAAUUAUCAUCUGCACCUACUGUGAAUUCACCAUGUGCUAAAGAACCACCAGUUCCUGAUGAUGAAAAGAUUGAACAGAAUGGAAAAUUAUACAAAAAAAUAAUGCGGUAUUUGGAUAUUAGUCUGUUGAAGAAUCCACAAUUUAUCAUGAUGUGUCUCUCCGUUAGUUUAAUGAGCACUGGCAGUCCAUACAUGUUGUAUUAUUUGCCAGCUUAUGUACAUGCUGCGGGCUACACUAAAUCAGAAGCUGGAUAUUUAGUUGCUAUUUCUGCGGCGCUUGAUCUUUGCGGGCGACUUGGGCUUGGCUGGCUAUCAGAUCUACAACUUUUUGACCGAAGAAAAGGUUAUAUUGGAAGCAUCGUUGGUGCCGGAGUUGCUGUACUGGCAAUUCCAAUGGCACAUUCGUUCUACGUACUGGCUUGCUCAGUUGGAAUGUACGGAUUAUGCCUCGGAUGUUGGUUUUUAUUGGUACCAGUUCUUCUUGCUGAUCAAUACGGAACAGACAAAAUUUCUUCAAGUUAUGGACUUGUUAGAAUGUUUCAAAGUAUAGGAGCAAUUUCAGUUCCACCACUCGCUGGUUAUCUUCGGGAUAUCACCGGAAGUUAUAGCGUUUGUUUUUUUUGCAUGGGCACUUGCAUGGUACUCGGAGGGUUACCUUUAUUACUUGUGCCUGUCGAAACUCAAAAACUGACUAAAUUAAAAGAUAAUGCAUCAGACAUUAAAACUACACAAAUAAAUCAAGAUCAAGAAUAAAAAAUUUUCCUUUUUGUACUGAUUAAGAAGAAGAAAAAAAGGAAGUAAAAAGUUUUAUUAUGUAUUUAAUCACCUAAUAUAAACUUUACAUUUUAUUGAUUUAUCAGUAAAUUUUAGUUUUCGUAAUAAGUAAUAUAAAAAUUUAUUAAUUUAAUUUCUAUUUUUAUAAUUUCUUCUUUAUUGUAAUCAAUAAAAUUAACUGUAAUUUGAAAAUUGAAUAUAAAUAUUGAAUGAAAAUAUUACAAAAGCAAUGCGCCUGUGCUGAUACAUACACAGAAAAAAAUUUACUUGGUUCAAAAAGAAUUUGCUUGGAUUAAGAAAAUUACGAAGAAAAAAUUUUCAACUCAAGAAAAUUUAUUUCGUAAUGAUUUUUUUUCGGUGUUACGUAACUUUAUUUUAAAACGAAAAUUAUUGCAAAUAUAUAUGAAUAUAUUAAAUUAAAAAAUUGGAUUUGAAAAAUUUUGAUUGUAAACAAAAUUUUAGGCGGAAUGUUUAUAGAAAAAUUCAAAAAAAGUGGAUACUAAUUAUGACAGAUCUAAUUUUGAUUUUAAAUUCGAGCUAAGAAUUAUUUUCUCAUGAAUUUUGACUUCUUUAAUUGAAAAAAAUUUUUUUUUAAAAGAAAAAUAUGAUUUUCUUGGGAUGAAUUUUUCUAAAUUUUGGGUGGAGAGUAAAUAUUCUUGCUUCAGGACAAUAAAAUUUUUUAUGAACAACUUGAAAAUAUUUGAUUCAAGAAUAAAUAUUCUUUCACUAAAAGUGAAAUACUUGAAGAAUUUUUUUAAAUUAAAAAAAUUAAGUGACGCUAACUUAGAGUCGCGUAUUCAAGAAAAAAAUUUUCCAGGCCAGUAAUUUUUUGUCUGUGUAUAAGAGUAGAAAAAUUUAUCAUUUGAAAAUGAAAAGAAAAAAAUAAAUUUGAUAGUUAAUAUUCGAUUUUUGAAACAUGAAAUUUUAACAUAUUGUUUAUUAAUGACGUUUUCAGGUGUUCACUCUGAGCUACUCUGAUCAAAGAUUAACGGAAAAUAGCAAAUGUUUUACUAAUUUAGCAGACUUUUAAUUCUGAUCGACUAUCCAGUGAGACGUUGAAUUUAAAAAAUUGUAAAUAAUAAAUUUUUGUUUGCACUGAAAUUUAAAUUAACAACAAAAAUAAAGGAUCCAUAAAAAUUGAAUACUCUAGUAUUUAGCGAAAAAUUUAUCAAUUCAUGAAAUAGCUGUAGAAAAAAAAAAAAUAAAUAAAACAGAAACGAAAAAUUUCACUUAAAAAUUUGAAUAGAAAUUUAGAAUUUCAUUAAUUUGUGUAUAAUUUUAGAACGUAAAUUAUUUGAGCGUUGAGUAAAAAUCGGUGAUAGAUUAUUUUUACUUGGAGUUGUCCAGAGUUCGCAAAUGAAAAUGCCACAUAUGUGCUCUGAUUAAAAACUCUGAUUGGAAAAUUCUAAUAAGAAAUUUCCAAUUGACUUUCGAUUGAAUCUGAUUAAAAAAUUUUGAUCGGAUUUGAUUGGAAAAUUUAAUUUAAUCGGAUACUUGGAACUCUCCUGAGAAAUUCUAAUUGAAUGUUUAUUUCCAAUUGAAUCUGAUAGAAAUCCGAUUGAGUUUAAAUCAGAUUCAAUUGGAGUUUUUAAUCAGAUUGAUUAAAAAUACUAAUUUUAUGAAAAUGUAUUCAUUUUUAAAUCAAAUGGAUCCUUGUUUAGAAAUGAAAUAAAACACAAAAUAUAAAGUUACAAAACGAUAGAAAAUCAAAGAAAAGUUUUUGUAAAACAAAAAAUUAUGGCACUGCAGUUAGCAGACAGUUAGUAACUACGAUAAGUUACCGCAAAACUUAUGGUGAAUGAACGGACAAAAGUUACGAUGAAAAAUUAACAGUGUACUUAAAAUAAA
Messenger RNA from Microplitis demolitor, 4915 nucleotides. It is a transcript of the gene Sln, whose product is annotated as monocarboxylate transporter 12. Gene Ontology annotation, molecular function: monocarboxylic acid transmembrane transporter activity. NCBI's taxonomy places the organism in Eukaryota, Metazoa, Arthropoda, Insecta, Hymenoptera, Braconidae. The transcript has 5 exons. Gene Ontology annotation, biological process: transmembrane transport; monocarboxylic acid transport. Bases 968 to 3046 code for a protein of 692 amino acids. The record is from RefSeq and is a predicted model, not a curated record.